This is a messenger RNA of Hevea brasiliensis (rubber tree), 1541 nucleotides long. RefSeq names its product pentatricopeptide repeat-containing protein At1g80550, mitochondrial. The coding region runs from base 104 to 1444 and encodes 446 amino acids. Lineage: Eukaryota; Viridiplantae; Streptophyta; Magnoliopsida; Malpighiales; Euphorbiaceae. The transcript has a single exon. Gene Ontology annotation, molecular function: protein binding. The record is from RefSeq and is a predicted model, not a curated record.
AACCUCCUUUUCUUCCUCUCUCUAGAUGUCUCCACUGGGCAGUGAGUAAUGCAAAGAAGCCAAAAACUCUCACACUCUACUUUGCAAUAAGGUUGGCAUACAAAUGCUUUCUUCAACCUUAGCUCGGCGCCUAAAUCCCACUCAAAUCCUCCUUAAUUUCACUGCUCGCUCUCUCUCAACAAAGCCUACUUCAUAUCUCCCGUCCGCAACUCCAGAAUCCCAACUAAACCUUCAAAAUUUCGAUCCCAGCACCGUUAUCGAAGCCCUCUCAUGCUACAGCAACGACUGGAAACGUGCCUUGGAUUUUUUCAAUUGGGUCGAAACCGAAUGCGAAUUUAAACACACUACAGACACGUACAAUCGCAUGAUUGACAUUUUGGGUAAGUUCUUCGAAUUCGAUCUCUCAUGGGACUUGAUUCAGAGAAUGAGAACGGUUCCUUGUUCAAUGCCCAAUCAUGUCACUUUCCGUAUAUUGUUUAAGCGCUAUAUAUCUGCCCAUCUCGUUACAGAAGCUAUAAAUACGUUUGAUAGAUUAGAGGAAUUCAAUUUGAAAGAUGGAACAUCUUAUUGUAAUCUUAUUGAUGCUCUUUGUGAGUUUAAACAUGUUAUAGAAGCACAAGAAUUGUGCUUUAGAAAGAACAUGGAAGAAAAUAAUGCAAUAGAUGCUAGGAAUAAAACGAAAAUUUAUAAUAUGAUUUUACGCGGUUGGUUUAAGAUGGAGUGGUGGAGUAAGUGCUGGGAGUUUUGGGAGGAGAUGGAUAGAAAAGGAGUGUAUAAAGAUUUGUAUUCCCAUUCGAUAUAUAUGGAUAUACUGUGCAAAAGUGGAAAGCCUUGGAAGGCAGUGAAAUUGUAUAAGGAGAUGAAGACAAAGGGAAUAAAGCUAGAUGUUGUGGCAUAUAAUACAGUUAUUCGUGCAGUUGGUCUAUCACAGGGUGUGGAUUUUGCAACGAGGGUGUAUCGUGAAAUGAUUGAGUUGGGUUGUAUGCCAAAUGUCGUGACUUGUAAUACUGUUAUAAAGCUUUUGUGCCAAAAUGGGAGGACAAUGGAAGCAUAUAAAAUGCUUGAUGAAAUGCGCAAGAAAGAUAUUGUACCGGAUGUGAUUACAUAUCAUUGUUUUUUUCGUUGUCUUGUGAAGCCCAAGGAGAUUCUCUGGCUGUUUGACCGGAUGAUUGAGAGUGGGGUUUGGCCAAGGAUGGACACUUAUGUGAUGCUUAUGAGGAAGUUUGGGAGAUGGGGAUUUCUCCGACCAGUUUUUGUAGUGUGGAAGAAGAUGGAAGAACAUGCCUGUAGUCCGGAUGAAUUUGCUUACAAUGCAUUGAUUGAUGCUUUGAUUCAAAAGGGUAUGUUGGACAUGGCUAGGAAAUAUGAGCAGGAGAUGCUGUCGAAAGGUCUUUCUCCUAAGCCCAGGGAAGACUUAAGCACAAAGGAUGUGGAGGGAGGAUAACUUUUCAAACGCAUAUGCAGAAUCAUCCUUCGCGGAAGAGUUUGCUGCAAUAGAGGUCUCAAAAUGGAUUGCUUGCUUUCCAGUUAGAACCAGGGGC